This is a messenger RNA of Fusarium redolens, 435 nucleotides long. RefSeq lists its product as uncharacterized. The transcript has a single exon. The record is from RefSeq and is a predicted model, not a curated record. Lineage: Eukaryota; Fungi; Ascomycota; Sordariomycetes; Hypocreales; Nectriaceae. The coding region runs from base 1 to 435 and encodes 144 amino acids.
AUGUGUCUCACAGUCUUCUGGGUCCACGAGUGUGUCUUCUGUGGCACCUUCAAGGAUAAUACCAAUCGCUACAACCCCGAGGUUACAGAUGCAUGCCCAGACUUUGAGGAGAAACUCCAGUGGCGCUUCUGGGUCUGCCCCCGUUGUGAGGAGCAGAAAGCUACUGACGAGCGCAAGUUUCUGCCUGGAGGCCAGCGCCGACAACAGCAGGGUAUCCAGAAUGGGCCUCAGUUCCAGAAUGCUCCGCAGUUUCAGAAUGUCCAGCAGUUGCAGAACGGCAUUGGCGGUCAUCACAACGUUCAGCAGUACCCUCCUCAGCAGGGUGGCCAUGAGCAACCUCCCCCGUAUUUUCAGAUGGGCAAUCGUCCCCGUCACCAGAACGAGCCCCGCCCCCAAGGCCGUCACGAGAGCCAUGGUCACCACCACCACUACUAG